Messenger RNA from Fulmarus glacialis (Northern fulmar), 2682 nucleotides. RefSeq names its product protein tyrosine phosphatase, receptor type, f polypeptide (PTPRF), interacting protein (liprin), alpha 1 (gene PPFIA1). Lineage: Eukaryota; Metazoa; Chordata; Aves; Procellariiformes; Procellariidae. Gene Ontology annotation, biological process: synapse organization. Gene Ontology annotation, molecular function: protein binding. Gene Ontology annotation, cellular component: presynaptic active zone. The annotation marks the transcript as partial. The transcript is spliced from 21 exons. The record is from RefSeq and is a predicted model, not a curated record.
GAGCAGACACAAAUGAAAGAACGUCUUACUGCUUUGUCUAGCAGAGUAACAGAGCUGGAAGAAGAUCUUGACACAGCUAGAAAAGACUUAAUAAAAUCUGAAGAAAUGAAUACAAAGUUACAGAGAGAUGUACGAGAGACUAUGGCCCAAAAGGAAGACAUGGAAGAGAGAAUCACAACUCUUGAGAAACGCUACCUCGCUGCACAACGUGAAGCUACAUCUGUGCAUGACCUCAAUGAUAAACUUGAAAAUGAAAUUGCCACUAAAGACUCCAUGCAUCGACAGAGUGAAGAUAAAAAUAGGCAAUUGCAAGAACGACUGGAACUAGCUGAGCAAAAGCUGCAGCAAACUUUGAGAAAAGCUGAAACUUUGCCGGAGGUUGAAGCUGAGCUGGCACAGAGAGUUGCAGCACUUUCAAAGGCUGAGGAGAGACAUGGCAAUAUAGAGGAACGACUGAGACAGAUGGAAGCACAACUAGAAGAAAAGAAUCAAGAACUGCAAAGGGCUAGACAAAGAGAGAAGAUGAAUGAAGAGCAUAAUAAACGUUUGUCAGAAACUGUUGAUAAGCUUCUGUCUGAAUCUAAUGAAAGGCUUCAGCUUCAUCUCAAGGAAAGGAUGGCUGCCUUGGAAGAUAAGAAUUCACUUCUUCGAGAAAUUGAAAAUGCAAAAAAACAAAUAGAGGAACUUCAGCAUGAAAAGGAUCAACUUGUAUUAAAUGUUGAUGCAUUAAGGGCUGAAAAUGACCAAGUGAGACUUAGAGCCACAUCACUUCAUCAUAGCCGACCAGACUUCAGGUACCCUAUGACAUCUUCGUCUGUGGCUGACAGUCAUACAGACUCCUAUGGCACCUCAUCAGUGUUAAGGCGUCCCCAAAAAGGACGUUUGGCAGCUCUCAGAGACGAACCUUCAAAGGUUCAAACUCUGAAUGAGCAGGACUGGGAGCGAGCCCAGCAAGCAAGUGUAUUGGCAAAUGUGGCACAAGCAUUUGAAAGUGAUGUUGAUGUGUCUGAUGUUGAGGAUGAUAGGGAGACUAUAUUCAGUUCAGUUGAUCUGCUGUCACCAAGUGGUCAGGCUGAUGCUCAGACUUUGGCCAUGAUGCUUCAAGAACAGUUGGAUGCAAUCAACAAAGAGAUUAGACUUAUACAAGAAGAAAAGGAAAACACAGAACAGCGUGCAGAGGAGAUUGAAAGCAGAGUGGGUAGUGGAAGUUUGGAUGCCCAUGGCCGAUUCCGGUCCAUGAGCUCCAUUCCUCCUCCCUAUGCAAGCGGCUCACUUGCUGGUUCUUCCCCGCCUGGCAGUGGCCGCUCCACCCCAAGGAGGAUUCCACAUAGUCCAGCUCGGGAAGUGGACAGACUAGGUAUCAUGACACUGUCUCCAGCUUCUAGAGAAGAGGUACGAGAUGAUAAAACCACAAUAAAAUGUGAGACAUCACCACCUUCUUCACCUCGAUCUUUGCGUUUGGACAGAGUCCAAAAAGGAGCUUUGCAUACAGUGAGCCAUGAAGAUAUCAGGGACAUAAGAAAUUCAACAGGCUCGCAAGAUGGGCAAACAAGUAAUCCUAGUAGCAGCAAUAGUAGCCAAGAUUCCCUUCAUAAAGCCCCCAAAAAGAAGGGGAUCAAAUCCUCUAUUGGCCGCUUGUUUGGCAAGAAAGAAAAGGGACGACCUGGACAAACAAGCAAGGAAACAUUAGGACAAGUUGGCAUGGCAGAAGCAGAUGGUUCCUCUCAGGAUGCAUUAGGUCUCAGCAAGCUUGGAGGUCAGGCAGAAAAAAACAGGAAAAUGCAGAAAAAGCAUGAGUUGCUCGAGGAAGCCAGAAGACAAGGUUUACCUUUUGCACAGUGGGAUGGGCCUACUGUGGUUGUGUGGUUGGAGCUGUGGGUUGGGAUGCCAGCCUGGUAUGUGGCUGCUUGCCGAGCAAAUGUGAAAAGCGGUGCUAUCAUGUCGGCCUUAUCUGAUACAGAAAUACAGCGUGAAAUUGGAAUUAGUAAUCCUCUGCACAGACUGAAGCUGAGGCUGGCCAUUCAAGAAAUCAUGUCACUAACAAGUCCAUCUGCCCCUCCCACCUCAAGGACGACCACGGGAAAUGUCUGGGUAACACAUGAAGAAAUGGAAAAUCUUACAGCCACACAACAAACGGAAGAUGAGGAGGGAAGCUGGGCUCAGACGUUAGCAUAUGGUGAUAUGAACCAUGAGUGGAUUGGCAAUGAAUGGCUCCCUAGUCUGGGGCUCCCUCAGUAUCGCAGCUAUUUCAUGGAAUGUCUUGUUGAUGCUCGAAUGCUGGAUCAUUUAACUAAAAAAGAUCUGCGUGGGCAACUUAAAAUGGUGGACAGCUUUCACAGAAACAGUUUUCAGUGUGGAAUUAUGUGCCUACGAAGACUGAAUUAUGAUCGAAAAGAACUUGAAAGAAAAAGAGAAGAAAGCCAGAAUGAAAUUAAGGAUGUCCUUGUCUGGAGCAAUGAAAGAAUGAUCCAUUGGGUAGUGUCCAUUGGUCUUAAAGAAUACGCAAAUAACCUUAUAGAGAGCGGAGUUCAUGGUGCACUUGUGGCCUUAGAUGAAUCAUUUGAUUACAAUGCAUUAGCUCUCUUACUACAAAUACCCACUCAAAACACACAGGCUCGUGCUGUUCUGGAGAGGGAAUUUAAUAACCUUCUUGCUAUGGGCACUGACAGAAGACUUGAUGAA